GAGAAAUGGGCAAGACUCCGCCCCUGCUCAAGAAGAACCGCAGUCCACCUGAAACAGAUAAACGCUUGGACACCUCUACCAACUCUGCGCCGUUCCUUAGAUAAAAGCUACAUUUAUUUCACUUCUUUGUCUAAGGAAUCUACGGCAACAUCAGAGCCAAGAUGGGGCAGAAAGAUAUCAUUUGCAACUGGAAGAAAAGCAUCAGUAACAUCAAGGAUGUGUUUGACUUCAAGGGGAAGAUGGGUUCAGGGUCAUUUUCAGAAGUUUUCAUGGUGAGGGAGAAGAAAACCGGGAAAAUGUAUGCCCUGAAAUGUCUGAAGAAAAAACAUCUUGCUCAUAGCAACCUGGAAAAUGAAAUAAAUGUGCUGAGGAGGAUAAAGCAUGAGAAUGUAGUGGGACUGGAAGAUUUCUAUGAGAGUCAAACACACUACUACCUGGUCAUGCAACUGGUAUCAGGUGGGGAGCUGUUUGAUCGCAUUUUAGACAAAGGGGUUUACACCGAGAAGGAUGCCAGCAAAGUGAUCAAUCAGGUGUUGCAAGCUGUCAGCUACCUGCAUGAAAACAGCAUUGUACAUAGGGACCUUAAGCAGCCUGAGAACCUGCUGUACUAUAGUACAGAUGAAAAUGCCAAGAUUAUGAUCAGUGACUUCGGUCUGUCUAAGACAUUGGAGCAUGGUGUGAUGUCUACAGCAUGUGGAACACCAGGAUAUGUUGCUCCUGAGGUUUUGGCUCAGAAACCCUACAGCAAAGCAGUGGACUGUUGGUCAAUUGGAGUUAUCACUUAUAUCCUGCUCUGUGGCUACCCUCCAUUCUUUGAAGAGAACGAGAGGCGUUUGUUUUCAAAGAUCAUCAGGGCUGAAUACGCCUUUCAUUCCCCCUUCUGGGAUGACAUCUCUGAGUCAGCCAAAGACUUCAUCAGGAAUAUGAUGCAGAAAAACCCCACUAAACGCUUCAACACUGAACAGGCACUCAGACACCCCUGGAUUGCUGGAGACACAGCUAAAGACCAGGACAUUUAUCAGUCUGUAUGUGAACAGCUGGAAAGAAACUUUGCCAAAUCCAAGUGGAAGGAAGCCUUCACUGCAACCUCUGUAAUCCACCACAUGAAGAAACUACAGUUGUCCCAUAAUAUACCAUCCACUUCCCUUCUCUCCGUACCCAACUUAAAACUAGAGUCCUCAUCCCAGAAUGACUUGGAGCCACUAAAAAAAUGCCAAGAUGAGGUGGACCCCCUCGACCCCAAUGGAAACCCUCUUCAUGCUGCCAGCCAUCUCUCCUGCAGUAAAUGUGGGCUGGAGAGAAGUCUCUGUCUUCCACUGAAAGCCAGUCCCAGAGAUUCUAGCAGCAGUCUCACCACUGAUGAGUCAAAAGAGGUCCAUAACUUUCAUUCUGAGAGUGAUUCUCUCUUUGCGCCAUCCCAGAGCCUGGAUGCAGUGGCUCAGAGGAAGGAUCAGCCACUUCAGUCUGGAGUGUGUUUUAUCAUGUGAUUCACUGACCAAACUGAGAUUAACCUUUUGCAGUUUAUUUCUUGAGCUGACAGCACUCACUGACAGCCCUCUAAACUUGAGGGUGUUGACACAUCUGCUGCGCUACUACUUCAUCUCUGUCAUGAUUUUUUAAGCUGAACAAAGCACUUCUCAUCAACAGAUGUAUGCAGACUCUGCAGUGUCUCAGGCCCAGAGUGAAAUGUCUGAAUAUGACAGUAAAUAGACAUUUCUAUAAUUUUCAAAUACUUAUUUUCUCAAAAACAUAAUUUAUUUUGUGUUAUUAUUGUUACUAAAUACCAGUAAAAUGUAUUUGUUUUGACUAGACUUAGGUGACAUAUGUAAAAGGUGAUUUAUGAUAUUUUUCUGUUAUGUUAUAAAUGACAUGGCUGUUUUAAAUUUCAAAAACUUUUGAGUACUUUUUCAGACUUCAGUUAUAUCUAUAUGUUGAUGAUCUUUAUUAAGACACAUAUUUAUGCUCACAAUUGGGUUACUUGAAAAACCUGGAAAUAAAACCAGAUGUUUUCAUCAUAUUAUUUUGCUAUUCAUACUGUAUUAUGCUAAUGGAUUUAGUCUACUUUUCACAAUUUACAAUGAAUGGAAACCUUUUUAUAGGAUUACAUUUUACUUUGAAGUGAAUCCAUUGAUACUGUGUUACUUCUGAUGUCCUUAAGCUACUCGUGUGAAACAGCUAAACUCAUCAAGUGCCACAAGUAGAUGUGAAUAAGUGAUUUUUUCCCCCUUAGUUCGCAUAUGUAGUGACAUACAUGUAUUUUUGAUAUUUUCUUAAUAAAGCUUUACAUAUGUAAA
Archocentrus centrarchus (flier cichlid) is the source of this 2294-nucleotide messenger RNA. It is a transcript of the gene camk1ga, whose product is annotated as calcium/calmodulin-dependent protein kinase IGa. Lineage: Eukaryota; Metazoa; Chordata; Actinopteri; Cichliformes; Cichlidae. Bases 162 to 1487 code for a protein of 441 amino acids. Gene Ontology annotation, biological process: protein phosphorylation. Gene Ontology annotation, molecular function: protein kinase activity; ATP binding. The transcript is spliced from 13 exons. The record is from RefSeq and is a predicted model, not a curated record.